AUGGGCAAAAGCAGCUCCAAAACCCACUCCAGCACCAAAGUGCUCCCGCUCAUCCCGCUCGCGCCACCGCUCGCCGUGCUCCCCGGCACCACGCUCAAGAUCCCCAUCACCAACCGCUCCGACGUCGCCGCCAUCCUCGCCAAAAUCUACAGCAUCAGCCCGACCGCCAAGCCCGAUGCCUCCAUCACCGUCGCGUGCGUGCCGCUCAACUCAAACACAAUCAGCCCCAAGGACGGCCGGCUGCUGAUUGAAGAUGGCGCCAGCAUGGGCAAGACGGUGUACGAGAGCGACCCCAUGCAGGCGGGCAAGAAGGACGUCUUUGGCUACGCCUGCGUGGCCAAGGUCAGCGGCGUGCAGGGCCGGCGACAGGGCGACCUGAGUCUUGUCGUCGAGGGCCUCGAGCGAGUCCAGGUCGUCGACGUCGUGCAGGAGCGGCCGUAUUUCGAAGGCGAGCUGGCAAUGGUCGAUGAACACGUCGACAUUGCGAGCACGGAGCUGCUGGAGCAGUUCAACCUCCUCAAGCAGCUGUCGCGAGAACUCCUGGCGCUGGUCCGGUUGUCGGCCAUUCUGCCGCGCACGCCGACGGUCACGCUCUCGCCGAUUGUCGCGAGACGCCUGGAGUUGUACAUCACGCGCAAGGACUUGUCAGAGGCCGGGUCGCUGGCGGACUUCAUGGCCAAUGUGGUGGAUUGCACGCACGAGGAGAAGCUGCGCGUGCUGGCGGCGGUGGAUGCGAAGGAUCGGGUCGAGAGGGUCAUUGAGAUCUUGCAGCGCCAGAUUAGCAGCAUUCAGGGCAGCACGAGGAUCACGGUUACGACGACGCAGGUGCCGAGUGGAAGCUUUGAUAUCGAUCAGCUGCGGAGACUACAACAGGCCGCGCUGGUACGGCAGGGCAAGGCGGGGAACAGUGGUCUGCCGGGUGGCUUUCCGGCGGGCUUCCCGGGUGGAGGACAGCAGCAGGGCGGCGAGGAGGAAGCGAAUGAGAUUGACGAGCUAAAGAAGCGGUUGGAGGAUGCGAAGCUGUCGCCUGAUGCAGAGAAGGUUGCGCAACGAGAAUUGGGCCGUCUGCAGAAGAUGAACCCAGCACAGGCAGAGUACCAGGUCUGCAGAAACUACCUCGAGAAUCUGGCGGAGAUCCCCUGGACCAAGAUGACGGUCGACCAACUCGACGCCGGCACGCUGGUCAAGGCGAAGAAGCAGCUCGACGACGACCACUACGGGCUGGAGAAGAUCAAGAAGAGGCUGUUGGAGUACUUGGCGGUGUUGAAGCUCAAGGAGCAGGCGAACAGGAGCAUUGACGACCAGAUCCGCGCGCUGACUGAAACAUCGGACGCAGAGGAAGAGGCCAAGGAGCAGCAGGAGGAGGAGAAGGUUUCGAAAGAGCCCUCAGAAGAGGAGCUACGGCUGCUGGAGAAGAAGCGCAUGGUGGACAAGUCGCCCAUCCUGCUACUUGCUGGUCCUCCAGGAACCGGAAAGACGUCCCUCGCCAAGUCAGUUGCUACAGCGCUUGGCCGCAAGUUCCACCGUAUCUCUCUUGGUGGUGUUCGUGAUGAAGCUGAGAUCCGUGGUCACCGCCGUACAUAUGUGGCCGCCAUGCCCGGUCUCAUCGUCAACGGCUUGAAGAAGGUCGGCGUCUCGAACCCGGUCUUCCUCCUGGACGAGAUUGACAAGCUGGGCACGUCCAACUACAACGGCGACCCCUCUGCGGCCAUGCUUGAAGUCCUCGACCCAGAGCAGAACCACACCUUCACAGAUCACUACGUCAACAUCCCCAUCGACCUGUCCAAGGUCCUCUUCAUCGCCACCGCCAACAGCCUCGAGACGAUCCCCGCUCCCCUCCUCGACCGCAUGGAAACCAUCAAUCUCUCCGGCUACACCACGCUCGAGAAGCGCCACAUCGCAUCGCGCCACUUAAUCCCCAAGCAAAUCACCACCAACGGCAUGAGUCCAAACAACCUAGAGAUUCCAACCGACGUUCUCGACAAGAUCAUCACCGCCUACACGCGUGAGUCAGGUGUGAGAAAUCUCGAGCGCGAGAUCGGCUCCGUGUGCCGCUCCAAAGCCGUCGAAUAUGCCACAUGCAAAGACACAAACACCCUGGCCGCAUACACCCCCACCGUCACCCUCGAAGACCUCGAUUCCACGCUCGGCAUCGAGAAGUUUGCAGAGGAAUUGACCGAAGCCUCGUCCCGCCCCGGCGUCAUAACCGGCCUCGUCGCCUACUCCUCCGGCGGCCAAGGCAGCAUCCUUUUCAUCGAAAUCGCCGACAUGCCCGGCUCCGGGCGCGUGCAACUGACCGGCAAACUGGGCGACGUGCUCAAAGAAAGCGUCGAAGUAGCCCUCACAUGGGUCAAAGCGCACGCCUUUGAACUCGGCCUCAGCACGAAUCGAACAGAGGAUAUCAUGAAAUCCCGCAGUAUCCACGUGCACUGCCCCUCGGGCGCCAUCCCCAAGGACGGCCCCUCCGCCGGCCUCGCACACACCAUCGGCCUCAUCAGCUUAUUCUCAAACUCCCCCGUCCCACCUACCCUCGCCAUGACGGGCGAAGUCAGUCUGCGCGGCCGCGUCCUGCCCGUCGGCGGCAUCAAGGAGAAACUCAUCGGCGCGAUGCGCGCGGGCGUGGAAAGAGUACUCCUGCCCGAGGGCAAUCGCAAGGACGCGAGGGAUUUACCCGAGGAAGUCAAGUUGGGGCUCAAGAUUGAGUUUGUCGGGCAUAUUUGGGAGGCCUUGGGGUUGGUGUGGCCCGAGAGGUGGGAGGGGAGGGUGGGCAUGGGGGAGAGUCGGUUGUAA
Molecule: messenger RNA, 2790 nt
Organism: Parastagonospora nodorum SN15
Lineage: Eukaryota; Fungi; Ascomycota; Dothideomycetes; Pleosporales; Phaeosphaeriaceae
Exons: 1
Coding region: 1-2790 (929 amino acids)
Biological process (GO): protein targeting to peroxisome; protein processing; protein catabolic process
Cellular component (GO): peroxisomal matrix
Molecular function (GO): serine-type endopeptidase activity; ATP hydrolysis activity; ATP binding
Source: RefSeq, a predicted model, not a curated record